Molecule: messenger RNA, 5712 nt
Organism: Batrachochytrium dendrobatidis JAM81
Lineage: Eukaryota; Fungi; Chytridiomycota; Chytridiomycetes; Rhizophydiales
Exons: 7
Biological process (GO): ribosomal large subunit assembly; ribosomal large subunit export from nucleus
Cellular component (GO): nucleus; preribosome, large subunit precursor
Molecular function (GO): ATP hydrolysis activity; ATP binding
Source: RefSeq, a predicted model, not a curated record
AUGGGCAUUGCAAUUUCUUUAAACCUUCCCAUUCUUCUUGAAGGACCACCUGGUGCGGGUAAAACCACUUUGGUUGAGGAGGCUUCAAGACUUGUUGGUUCUUCUGAUCUUCUCAAAAUACAUCUAGGAGAUCAGACGGAUAGUAAGCUUCUUCUUGGCACAUACAUGACUACAUCCACUCCUGGGUCAUUUAAAUGGCAGCCAGGCGUUUUGACAACAGCUGUUUCUGAAGGAAGAUGGAUUUUAAUUGAAGACAUUGAUUUGGCACCCGUUGAUGUUGUUGCUGUGCUGGUGCCUCUUCUUGAGACUAGAUGGCUGCAUAUUCCUAGUCGUGGCGAGCGUAUCCAGGCUAAAGAUAGUUUCCGUAUUUUUGCGACCCGUCGUGCAGCUUCGUCCACUGCAAAAAACGGCAGCUCAUUUGCUACAAAAAAGUCUCUUUGGACUGCGAUUUUUGUUGAUGAAAUGAACGAUGCCGAGGUUAAACGCGUUGUCCAUUCCCGGUUUCCUAUUCUCCAAGGUUGUAUUGAUGAAAUUAUGAACUCAUAUACCACGCUUCGUGAGCAGUUUCAAGAAAUGCAUUCUGUUGGACGACAGUUGUCAACCCGCGAUCUCAUCAAAUGGUGUCAUCGUGUAAGUAACCACCAUCAGAUUCAAUCGGCAUCUUGCCAAACACUGUCAAGCUCAGUAGAACGCCAACGCGAAGAUUUAUUUCGAGAGGCAUUUGAUUGCUUUAUGGCCAUGAUUCCCAAACUCUCCUUCCGCAAUCAGAUUGCACACUUCCUUGGCGUCACCCUUCAAAUUCCACAGCACCGAGUAGAGUUUUUUCUUGAGAAUUUUGUUCCAAAUAUUGACGCUAAUCUUUCAUCAAAAAAGCUUGUAUGUGGACGAGUUGUUCUCCCUAUUUUCAAUGUCAAAAUUGCAAAUACACCUCGUCCCCCAUUUGCUCCUACUUCACCUUCAUUGCGCUUGAUUGAGCGACUUGCCGUAUCAAUUUCGCUGUGCGAACCUGUUUUACUUGUUGGCGAGACAGGAACAGGCAAAACGACCGUGGUUCAGCAUCUUGCUAGUCAUGUUGGAUCUAAAUUGGUUGUAAUUAAUAUGAGCCAGCAAUCAGACAGCACAGACUUAUUGGGUGGAUUUAAGCCUGUGGAUGCGUUGCUAUUGGUAGUUGCAGUUCGCGAGGAAUUCGACGACUUGUUUAGUCGUACCUUUUCUGUUAAAAACAAUGCAUCUUUUUUGUCAUCAAUUCAAAAGGUUUUUGAUAAACAACGCAAUUCUGCUUCACAAAAGAUUGAUAACGAUGCUGUUCCUGAUGCAUCUGUGCAGAAGAAAAAGCCCAAACAAUUGAAUCCAGUGCUUUGCGAAGAAUGGGAUAGGUUUUCCAACACUGUAAAGCGACUUUUUGUACAGCUUGACCAAAUUAAAAACAAUCUUUUUUUCUCUUUUGUUGAAGGAACGCUUGUUAAAGCACUUCGACACGGACACUGGAUUCUGCUAGACGAGAUAAAUCUUGCCACUGCAGAAACACUCGAGUGUCUAAGUGGGUUGCUACAAUCUUCAGACGGAUCAGUUAUGUUAUUGGAGCGCGGAGAUACAACUCCAAUUGUCCGACAUCCUAAUUUUAGACUUUUUGCCUGCAUGAAUCCUGCAAAUGAUGCUGGAAAACGUGAUUUGCCGCCUGGACUUCGCAGUCGAUUUACCGAAUUUUGGGUCGAGUCACCCGAUACAGUUCAAGCUGACUUGCUCCUUAUUAUUCGCAGUUAUAUUUUUUCGCAUCUUCCUGCCGGCCCAACUGGGGAUCGUAUUUGUCUUGAUGUUGCCGAGUUUUAUUCAGCUGUAAAAUCACUUGCUGCUCAAGGCAUACUUUUUGAUGGUGCUGACCAACGUGUACAUAUCAGUAUGCGAACCCUUACCCGUGCACUGUCAUACGCCAUAUAUAUUGCACCCAUGUAUGGUAUCCGUCGAUCAUUAUACGAAGCCACUUAUAUGACCUUUAUGACUGGUCUCGGAGCCGAGAGUCGUCAAAAAGUAUCUACAUUUCUUAGAAAGUCAAUUUUAAACGGCAUACGGAAUCCUGAUGCGUUUGUUAAGCAGGUUCCUAAACAUCCAGGAGAGCAAGAUGACAUGGCUGAUCUCAACGAAGACGUUCUUCGCGAUUCUCCAUAUAUACUGAUUGAUUGUUUUUGGAUUGAAAAAGGUCCAUUGGACAUUCCUUCUGAUCUGGAUAGUUUGUUUGUAUUGACGCCUUCUGUAAAAGCCAAUCUUGUGAAUCUAUCUCGAGCAGUACUGUCUCGUAAAUAUCCAGUUCUUAUUCAAGGCCCUACAUCAGCUGGUAAAACCAGCAUGGUAGAGUAUCUUGCUAAGCGUACAGGACACCGAUUUUUACGAAUCAAUAAUCACGAGCAUACGGAUAUUCAAGAGUAUUUAGGCAGUUAUGUCAGCAAUGAUCAGGGUGCUUUGGCAUUUCAAGAUGCACUCAAUCGACUACUUGACGACAAUCGCGAGCUUUUUCUUCCCGAGACACAAGAAUUGAUUAAGCCUCAUCCUCAUUUUAUGCUAUUUGCAACACAGAAUCCUGCUGGUCAGUACGGUGGUCGUAAGCAACUUUCUCGUGCUUUUAGAAAUCGAUUUUUGGAGCUUCAUUUUUCAGACAUUGCUGAAGGAAAUCUUGAAAUGAUUUUGGAGAAGCGAUGUCGAAUCGCACCGUCCUAUGCUAAGAAGCUUGUAACCGUAUACAAAAGCCUCCAAAAGCUGCGUGACACCUCGCGUAUUUUUGACGGUCGACAGUCGUUUAUCACUCUGCGUGAUUUGUUUAGAUGGGCUUUACGUGGCGCAGUGGGAUAUCAAAGGCUUGCAGAGGAUGGUUAUAUGCAGCUUGCUGAACGAGUUCGUAAGCCAGAAGAUCGCGCAACUAUCAAGAAAAUUUUAGAAAUCGAGUUUAAAGUGACUAUAGACGAAGAGGCCAUGUAUGAGAGUUUGUUCAAGCAAAUUUGGGCUUCAUUAGAGACAUACAUACCAACAAAUCAAAGUUUUUCUCGUAUGGUGGAUCAGAUUGUAUGGACGCAAGCCAUGCGAAGACUAUUUGUACUGGUGCAUUUGGCUAUGCAACAUUCCGAACCUGUGUUGCUUGUAGGCGAAACGGGUUGUGGAAAAACCACUGUGGUUCAAAUUCUUUCUGCUUUGGCCAACCGUCACUUGCAUAUUAUUAAUGCACAUCAAAAUUCAGAAACAGCAGAUUUUCUUGGAAGUCAGCGUCCUACACGUGAGCCGUUGUUUGCCUGGGCUGAUGGACCUCUUGUGCAGGCAAUGAAGCAAGGUGACUUUUUUCUUCUUGAUGAAAUUUCAUUGGCAGACGAUUCGGUACUUGAGCGCCUGAAUUCUGUUUUGGAACCUCAACGUUUACUUGUGCUUGCCGAAAAUGGUACCAAAGAAAUCCAAGAAAUUACUGCUGCCGAGGAAUUUAGAAUUUUUGCUACCAUGAAUCCUGGCGGUGAUUACGGGAAAAAAGAGCUUAGCCCUGCUUUGCGUAACCGAUUCACUGAAAUUUGGGUGUCUUCAGUAUCUUCUCGCGUAGAUCUAUUGCAUAUCUUGGAAAAAAAAUUGCAUCCACUCAAUAUGCCAACAGAAGUUUGUUGUCUGUGGGGAAACCGGAUUUUAGAUUUUCUGUAUUGGCUGGCAGAUCAAUUGCAUAAGCCUAUUGAAAGUAUUGUUUCACUUCGUGAUAUUCUUGCCUGGGUUGGCUUUAUGUGUUCCACUUCUUCCCACCUUGAAGUUGCAAAUGCUUUUUUCCAUGGUGGAUGUAUGGUGCUGAUUGAUGGAAUGAGUAUCAAUCCACUUUUUGGCACAAUGGGGUCAUCCACUGUUACACUUGCAAAAACAUCCAGAUACUUUUUGCGUAGACUGGCAGAGGGUAAAAGUAUUGAUCAGAUUGUAUUUGAUGAUUGCAUUACGGCUCAUGACGAUGCAGAAUUUGGUAUUGUAGUCCCCAAACUCAACACGGCAGGAUCUCACUUUGGUGCAAAUGAUUUUUACAUUUCGGUUGGAAACGCUCCAUCCAAAAAUGUUAGUUUUGCAAUGCAGGCUCCUACAACUCUGUCCAACUGCAUGCAAUUGCUUCGUGCCUUGCAACUCAACAAGCCUAUUCUUUUGGAGGGUAGUCCAGGUGUAGGCAAAACUUCUCUUGUUGCAUCGUUGGCAGCAGUAUCACAGCACAAUAUAGUUCGUAUUAACUUGUCAGAACAAACGGAUUUAAUGGAUCUGUUUGGAUCAGAUCUUCCUGUGGAGGGAGGUUCUGGAGGCGAAUUUGCAUGGCGAGAUGGACCUUUUUUGAAGGCAGUUCAAGAUGGCGCAUGGGUAUUGUUGGAUGAGCUCAAUUUGGCGUCUCAACAAGUGCUUGAAGGUUUAAACUCUUGUUUAGAUCAUCGUGCAAUCAUUUAUAUUCCCGAGUUGGAUCGCAACGUAACCUGCCAUCCUGAUUUUCGUGUUUUUGCAGCGCAGAAUCCACAGCAUGAAGGAGGUGGUCGAAAAGGUUUGCCAAAGUCUUUUGUCAAUCGGUUUAGUCAGGUGUAUGUUGCCCCACUGAACAUGGGUGACUUGCGAUUCAUUAGCUCGGCUCUUUACCCCAAUCUUGAUCCAGCAGUAUCUGAAAAAAUGAUCACGUUUAAUGAACGGAUUCGUGAAGAAACCAUGGUCAAGUGUUCAUUUGGAUGGCGUGGUGCUCCAUGGGAGUUUAAUCUCCGUGAUGUUUUGCGUUGGAUUGAGCUAUGGCAGGCUAAUGUACUCAAGCUUAAAAACAGUACACAGGUUUCUGCCAUUGAUCCUGGAUACUUUUUGGAGAUAAUUUAUACUCACAGAAUGCGAACUCCAUCAGACCGACAACGCGUUCGGGAUAUCUUUAUCGAUGUUUUUGGAUACCUGCCUGAUCAUUCCACAAAUCACCCACGAUUGUAUAUUACUCCUACAUUGCUGCAGAUUGGAAACUCUUUUUUGAAGCGUGCUGCUUUCCGUGGUACUCACAAAUAUGGCGUUCCUACAGAUCACUUACAAAUCCUCCCAUCCGCACUGCCAUUUUUAGAAUCUCUUGUUCAAUGUGUUGAAACAAAGUCACUGCCUCUUAUUAUUGGACCAACUGCUACCGGUAAAAGCUCUAUUGUGCGAUUGCUAGCGUCUAUCUCUGGUCAAAAUUUACACGAAGUCACACUUAAUCCUGGAGUUGACGCUCUUGAGCUUCUUGGUGGAUUUGAGCAAAUAGAUCUUGUUCGUCUUAGUCAAGAAAUUAUCGAUACUUUUGAAAAAGUCUUGCAUACCGUACUGACUAGUGGACUUUCGCUUCAAAAAAUUGCUGCGUCUUUGCAUACCCCGCUGCAUGCUUUUGCCGAUAUUCAGAAUUUACUUACAACCUAUACUGAAUUUUUGAGCUCUGGUGUUCGUGGCCGCUUUGAAUGGGUCGACAGUGCUCUUAUACGCGCUCUUGAGCAUGGCGACUGGCUCCUCAUUGAUAAUGUCAACCUGUGCUCAACCAGCGUACUGGAUCGUCUCAAUCCUUUAGUUGAAACCAAUGGAGCAAUAGCAAUCAGUGAGCGUGGAUUGGUGCAUGGUGAAAUUAAAGUCAUCACACCACAUCCUAAUUUUCGUCUUUUUAUGGCAAUGGAUCCACAGUAUGGCGAAGUUUCUCGAGCAAUGCGUAAUCGUAGUGUUGAGAUAUAUAUUGAU